AUGAAGAAACUUCCCCUGAAAACUGCUCACUCAGUAGAUCAUGAAGCAGAUUUGAAGCACUCCAGAGAGAACUUAUUGGUUUCUUAUAUUUUAAUUGCUUACUUCAUUCAUGGGGACAGUUUGAUGCAUGAAGAAGAACAACUUCAUGAUGACAAAAAGACAGGCAGUGACGCCUUACAACAGGCUGGAGAAGUACUUGGCCAGAGUGCUCAAAGUGCAAUGGAUGUUGAAGUUCUUUGCAUGGAUCAUUUAAGAAAAAGUAGUGAUACUAGAGACUCCUCUUCUGAAGCUGCAACUCUAUGUAAACCAGGAAAAACCCAUGCAUUGAUAAGAGAUGAAGCUCAAGUUUUAUCAAGUGCUGAUCCUAAAGCAACAGAAACCCCUCAUUUAGGCAGAUCACUUCCUUAUUUGGACUUGUCUGUUAUCCCCACUGAAGUUGGUGACAGCUGCAAAGAUGAUGAUAAAGUUAGUCCUCUAUUUUCCAAGGAAAUUACACCAAAAAACCAGUGUAUGCAGCUAUUUUCAGAAGAAAAAACCGGUGACAUUUUUCGCCCAGUGACAACACAGCCUGUGGCGGCGGCUUCUAUAGCUUCAGGACAAAGAAGAAAUUCUUCAGUUGGGAGGCAAAAAUAA
Messenger RNA from Prunus armeniaca (apricot), 633 nucleotides. The record is from the annotation of a GenBank genome assembly. Lineage: Eukaryota; Viridiplantae; Streptophyta; Magnoliopsida; Rosales; Rosaceae.